AUGUUAUUAAAUAGAUUUGAAUCUUCAUUAUCAGAAUCUUCAAAUAUUUCUGCAAUGUUAGAGUCUUUGAAUUUUCUAAUAGCACUAUUAAUAAAAUCAGAAUUAUGUUUUUCAAGUACAUCAUUAUGCAAUAAUUUUAUUGAUUUAAUAGCUGCUUUGAGUAAAUCUUUAUCAGACCUUGAAAUUCCUAAAAUAGAUAUUGAUAGUUUAAUACAAAUUACAAAUGAUGAAUUAGAUACUAUUAACAAAACUUAUAAUUUAUUUACAAAAAAGCUUUAUAUAAAUAAGAUUCAAUAUUUAUCAAUUUUUAUUAAAUAUCUACCAACAUCCUUAGAAAGUAUAGCAAUUAUUUAUAAUAUUUCUAGAUGGAAUGAUUAUAAUAUUGCAUUUUCAGAU
Molecule: messenger RNA, 396 nt
Organism: Cetraspora pellucida
Lineage: Eukaryota; Fungi; Glomeromycota; Glomeromycetes; Diversisporales; Gigasporaceae
Source: the annotation of a GenBank genome assembly